CAGAAUUUCAGUUUGAUUUUGCUGGAAAUACGCGAGGGUGUGUCGAUUGUUCGUUCUUGUGUGAUUUUUCCGCAUAUACAGUUCACCGCACAAUAUUUCAAUAAAAUUCAUAAAUUUGUAGGGAAAAAUGCCAAAUUUAUCGAAAUUCAUACAAUUAAGAGGCUUGGAGAGUCAAUUAUUGAAAUGCACUUUCCGUCGCUACUCAUCCUCACCCGCCCAUGCACAAUUUCGUGAAAUACUCUCCGAUCAAAUAAAGUCGAUUAAAGAAGCUGGCACAUUUAAAUCGGAACGUAUUAUCACUUCAUCCCAGAGUACGCAAAUUACAGUCGAAGGCAGCAAUAAACAAAUUUUAAACUUUUGUGCCAACAAUUACUUGGGUUUAGCUAAUCAUCCCGAAGUGGUGAACUACUCACGGGAAAUAACUGAAAAAUAUGGUGCCGGUUUGAGUUCUGUACGUUUUAUUUGUGGCACUCAAGAUAUUCACAAGAGCUUGGAAAAGAAAUUGGCCCAGUUUCAUGGCCGUGAGGAUACCAUUCUCUAUGCUUCGUGCUUUGAUGCCAAUGCUGGUCUCUUCGAAGCCAUUCUAACUCCUGAAGAUGCUGUAUUUUCAGAUGAAUUAAAUCAUGCCUCCAUUAUCGAUGGCAUUCGUUUGUGCAAGGCCCAGAAGAAUCGCUACAGGCAUCGCGAUUUAAAUGAUUUGGAAAGUCAAUUGAAAGCAUCGAAUGCUCGCAUGAAACUGAUCGUUACCGAUGGCGUCUUCUCAAUGGACGGAAACAUCGCUCCCCUUAAAGACAUUGUUGCUUUAGCUAAACAGUACAAUGCCUUGACUUUUAUCGAUGAAUGUCAUGCUACUGGUUUCUUUGGUAAAACUGGUCGUGGUACUGAGGAAUAUUAUGACAUUAUGGGCAGUGUAGACAUUAUUAAUUCCACAUUGGGUAAAGCUUUAGGUGGUGCUGCUGGUGGUUAUACUACCGGUCCCAAGGAACUUAUUACAUUUUUGAGACAAAAAUCACGUCCAUACCUAUUCUCAAACACUUUGCCACCAUCUGUUGUGGCUACCGGUACAAAGGUUAUCGAUAUGCUGUUGUCAUCAAGUGAACUUACUGCCAAGGUUCAAACUAAUACCAAACACUUUAGAGAUGCCAUGACAAAGGCUGGUUUUACUAUCAGUGGUGAAAAUCAUCCCAUUUGUCCCGUCAUGUUGGGUGAUGCUCGUUUGGCUUCCAUAUUUGCCGAUGAAAUGCUAAAACGUGGCAUUUAUGUGAUCGGUUUCAGUUUCCCUGUCGUACCCAAGGGUAAGGCUCGCAUUCGCGUACAAAUUUCUGCUGCUCAUACUAAAGAUGAUAUAGAUCAUGCCAUUGCUGCCUUUACCGAAGUUGGAAAAUCCCUUAAAGUAAUUCAGUAAACGUAAAAUGAAACUGACUUUAAGUUACUGUGUGCAUUUAUUUUGUGUAGUUGUUGUAUAAGUAUCAAUAAAUUUUUAAAAUAUGUA
Messenger RNA from Lucilia cuprina (Australian sheep blowfly), 1492 nucleotides. It is a transcript of the gene Gcat, whose product is annotated as 2-amino-3-ketobutyrate coenzyme A ligase, mitochondrial. The transcript is spliced from 5 exons. Gene Ontology annotation, biological process: L-threonine catabolic process; biosynthetic process. The coding region runs from base 128 to 1405 and encodes 425 amino acids. Gene Ontology annotation, molecular function: pyridoxal phosphate binding; glycine C-acetyltransferase activity. The record is from RefSeq and is a predicted model, not a curated record. Lineage: Eukaryota; Metazoa; Arthropoda; Insecta; Diptera; Calliphoridae.